This is a messenger RNA of Prionailurus viverrinus (fishing cat), 1560 nucleotides long. Its product is annotated as glutathione S-transferase theta-4-like. The transcript has 5 exons. Gene Ontology annotation, biological process: glutathione metabolic process. The record is from RefSeq and is a predicted model, not a curated record. NCBI's taxonomy places the organism in Eukaryota, Metazoa, Chordata, Mammalia, Carnivora, Felidae. Gene Ontology annotation, cellular component: cytoplasm. Gene Ontology annotation, molecular function: glutathione transferase activity. Bases 210 to 935 code for a protein of 241 amino acids.
CGAGAAUUCUUGCUGCUGUGAGAAUUCCGGGCUUCCUGGCCUCAUGACAACACCAAGUGAAACAAGAAGUUCCAGAAUGCGGGGUCCUAGGCCUGGGUUGGAGAGGGCCGACGGGCACAGAGCCAGGCCCAGGGGCUCAGGCCGCAUAUAGGCUCAGGUUCAGAACCUGCCGGCUGUGGCUGGUGGGGGUGCCCGACACGUGUCUCAGCAUGGGUCUGGAGCUCUAUCUGGACCUGCUGUCAGCAUCCUGCCGCGCUGUCUACAUCUUCGCUAGGAAGAACAACAUCCCCUUUGACUUCCAGUUUGUGGAUCUGCUAAAAGGUCACCACCACAGCAAGGAAUACAUAAAGAUCAACCCCCUGAAGAAGGUACCCAGCCUCAAAGAUGGAAAAUUUGUCUUAUCUGAAAGCGUGGCCAUCCUUUUCUACCUGUGCCGCAAGUACAGCACACCCUCACACUGGUACCCACCAGACCUGCACACACGUGCCCGCGUGGAUGAGUUCAUGGCCUGGCAGCACACUGCCAUUCAGAUGCCCAUGAGCAGGAUCCUCUGGAUCAAGAUGCUGAUCCCAAUGAUCACUGGUGAGGAGGUUCCAGAUGAGAAGGUGGAACAGCUGCUGGCAGAGGUGAAGAACAGCAUGCAGCUCUUUGAGGAGAAGUUUCUGCAGGACAAGAUGUUCAUUGCCGGGGACCACAUCUCACUGGCUGACGUGGUGGCCCUGGUGGAGAUGAUGCAGCCCAUGGGAGGCAACUAUAAUGUCUUCCUCAAUAGCUCCAAGAUUGCUGAGUGGCGCAUGAGGGUGGAGCUGGCCAUUGGCCCUAGCCUCUUUGGGGAGGCCCAUGACCGGCUGAUGAGGUUGGCCGAGUGGGACAGUUCAACAUUGGAUCCAAUGGUCAAGGAGAGGAUCUGUGAGUUGCUGCAGAAGUUCAAGUAGAAGCAGCCCAUCCUGCAGGACCUGGCUGGCCCAGGCCUUCGAGCUUCUUUCCUUAGGGGAGAUGUUGAAAACAAUUCCACUUCUUCACCUAAUAAAGUACUGUCACAACCACCAUGGUUGCUGGGCCUGGGACAGUUGGUGUGAGCAUAAGUUCUCGUGUGGGAGAAGGUGGCGGUGAUGGGUACUCCCAGGUUCCAAAAAGAGUUUAAAAGCUGAAGGUUAAAUAUGAUUAAGGGUGCCCUGCUGGCUCAGUUGGUAGAGCAUGUGACUCUUGAUCUUGUAAGGGUUAAAUUGUAGUGUAGGGCUAACCUGUAGCCUUAAGAAAUAACAGCUUUAACACCGUAGACUAAGAGAUGACAGCCUUGGCCUAUCAAUCAAGGGAACAAAAGUUCAAGGAAAAUCAACUGGAUUAGUGUUUGAUUGGAGUGGGGCAGGGCAUGUCUGAACUGUUUCCACCCCCAUCUGGGAACUAUUUCUUUGUUCUGUUCCCAGAUGAUGAUAAGACCAUGUGGUCGGCUAUAAAAACUCUGUACCCUGGCUGUUUGAGACCGCACUUGGGUCAAGAGUGUCGGUCUUGAUCAGUUGGCCUUGCCUCUCAUUGCAAUAAACUUUGUUGUGACUGUCA